GUUUUUCUUUUGUUUUAUUUCACUGCAGCUCAGUUUUCGUCUUCUAUAAUCCAAAAAGGUGGUUUUCUCUCCGUCUCCACUGGUGACUCUGUUACUUUAGAAUGUUCUUAUAUAAGUGUAGAUUUAAUAUCAAUCUUCUGGUACAAACAAACACUGGGACGAAGACCUGAACCCAUCUCUAGUUUCUAUGCUUACAGUUCAAGAGGGACCUUUUUUGAUAAAUUCAACAAUCCACGCUUUAGUCUGGAUACAAAAAACGAAAAUUAUCAUUUGACGAUUUCAGAUCUACAACUUUCAGACUCAGCUACUUACUACUGUGCAGCACGAGAUACAAAUGUCCUUGAAUUUACAGAGGGUGUUACAGUCAGUGUGAAAGGUCCAGGUGUAACCAUGAAGACUUCAGUGGAUCAGUGGUCCUCUGAGAACAUCCACACAGGAGACUCUGUGACUCUGAACUGUACAGUACACACUGGGAGCUGUGAUGGAGAACACAGAGUUUACUGGUUCAAAGACUCUGAGGACUCUCAUCCAGGACUCAUUUACACUCAUGGAGGCAGGAAGGAUCAGUGUGAGAGAAACAACAACACACAAACACACAGCUGUGUCUAUGAACUGUCUAUGAAGAACAUAAAUGAGUCUCAUGCUGGGAUCUACUACUGUGCUGUUGUCUCAUGUGGACACAUAUUGUUUGGAAACGGAACCAAACUGAACCUCACAGGUGAGUUUAACCUUUAAAGAAUCAAGUUUGUGGAUGAAAUUAUAUUCAGAUGAAUUUAAAAAUCUAUUUUUAUGUAAUAUCAAACUCUGCAGCUCCUCUGAACUCUGUGAUUCUUCACACUUUGGUGGGAUUAUUGACCAUCAUGAUCGUCCUCGUUGUUUUUCUGCUUUUCCUGCUGUGGAAGAUUAACAAGAGAAACAAAUGCACCUCCACAGGUACACAAACUUCUUUCUCUGUUCAGUAAUUGUGUUCUUGAAAUAAACCUUUUUUGUGUUUCAUAACCAGAGGAAAGAUCACCUGCUGCCCCAUUAAGUAGCAUAGAGGUGAGACUCAACUCUCUUCAGUUAUCGUGG
This is a messenger RNA of Oryzias melastigma (Indian medaka), 1071 nucleotides long. Its product is annotated as V-set and immunoglobulin domain-containing protein 8-like. The transcript has a single exon. The annotation marks the transcript as partial. The record is from RefSeq and is a predicted model, not a curated record. NCBI's taxonomy places the organism in Eukaryota, Metazoa, Chordata, Actinopteri, Beloniformes, Adrianichthyidae. Gene Ontology annotation, biological process: response to bacterium.